GCUCAGAGCUGGCAGGAGAAGCGACGUUCCUCCCUAAGGCUCAGCUUUAAAGCAUAUGAGUCAAACAGAAAGUCUACAAGUGCAGUGGUGACACAGGGACUGUGGGACAAUGAUGCUCCCCAAGUGUGCCUUCUUAUUCCUGUGCCUUUUGGCUGAUUGGGGCUGGGCUGAUGAAGCUCCCCACAGGGCAAUAAAGGAAACUGUUGAAUACAUGAAGUUUCUAGAAACUAGAUCCUUCUCUCGGAGCCUUCACGAUAAACAAAGAUUAAUCCACUCAUUAGAGGCUAAGUUGAAAGAGGUCAACUUCUCUAGUGUGAAUGUCACUCUCCAGACCAAUAGCAUCCAGUCUCUGGUCUUCAAACUCACCUGUGACUUCCCUGGGCUCACAAUCAACAGUUCAUUGCUAGAGAAGGCCCAGACCAGGCACGCCAUGCAGUUCCCCACUGAGCUGACCCAGAAAGCCUGCAAAGCAAAGGAAGCCUCCCAGGAGCUGCGGUUAAUCUGCGUCUACUUUCACAUGAAGUAUUUCUUCCAGGAUGACAAUAACAGUCUUCUGCUCAAUGAUAACAUCCUAGGAGCCAGCUUGGUGAACCAUAAUGUGUCCAGCCUGAGGCAGAGUGUAAACAUCAGCUUUUGGCACAAUGAAAGCCUGGGUGGAUAUGAUUUGACAUGUGUCUUCUGGAAGGAAGGAGCAGGAAAAGCCAGUUGGGGGGCCUGGAGCACUGAUGGAUGCAAGACCAAAUUGAUACGACCACAUCAGGUCCUGUGCCGCUGUAACCACCUCACUUACUUUGCUGUCCUCAUGAAACUCUCACCAGCUGAGAUCAGUGCAGAGCUACUGGCCCCACUCACCUACAUUUCCAUUGUGGGCUGUAGCUUGUCCAUUGUGGCUUCGCUGCUCACCAUCCUACUCCAUUUCUAUUCCAGAAGAAUCCUUGGAUGCUUCCCCAGGACCUUCAAUCUGGGGAUCAUAGAGCACUCCAGGAAGAAGAAUGAUUCCACAACCUGUAUCCACAUGAACCUACAUGUAUCCGUCAUACUCUUGAAUAUCACCUUCCUGCUCAGCCCUUCCCUGAUCUUGCAGCCAGUGGGGUGUGUGGCCAUGGCUGCCCUGCUGCACUAUGCCUUGCUCAGCUGUCUCACCUGGAUGGCCAUUGAGGGCUUCAACCUUUACUUGCUCCUUGUCCGGGUCUAUAACAUCUACAUCCAGAGAUACGUCCUCAAGCUCUCUGCCCUAGGUUGGGGGUUUCCUGGCUUCAUAGUGCUGCUCCUUCUCCUUUUGAAGAGCUCUGCAUAUGGGCGCUAUGAGAUCCAAAUAAAAAACAACCAGGAGAAUGACACCAGCUCUCAGAAUGCUUCCCUAUGCUGGAUCACAUCAAUGGAAAUCCACUCAGUCUUUGUCCUGGGCUAUGCGGGAGUCACUUCCCUCUUCAACCUGGUCAUCCUCAUAUGGGCAGUAAAGAUGCUCUGCGGACUGCACUCUCGGGAGAAGAAGUGGGAGUCACGAGCCUGCCGGGACAUCACCACUGUCCUGGGCCUGAGCUUGCUGCUGGGGAUCACCUGGAAUCUGGCUUUCUUCUCCUUCCAUGCCAUCCUGUUGCCUCAGCUCUUCCUCUUCACCAUCUUUAACUCUUUAUAUGGUUUCUUCCUCUUCCUGUGGUUCUGUGCCCAGAAGCGACACUCUGAUUUGGAGGCUGAGACCUCCAGCUCUUCACAGAUGGUACGGACUGGGCUCCCAAGCCAUGAUUCUUCUAUCAGAUCUCGUCAGCCUUCUUCUCUCACCUGCUCAUCCAGUCCUUUCCCUCCACAUGGCACAAGUCACCAAGAGGGUAGGAUGGAAGAGGAUAUGGCACAUCCAGGGACAUAAGGAGGCACAGCCUUCCAUGCCCAGUACUCUUGGCUUCCCUGGGAGCCAGGACAUGGCCAGCAUCCUGAGCCCACACUCAGAGAACUAAUUCUUGUUCUUGAGUUUUCUCUCAGCAAAGAGAGAUAAGGGCCACUGCCAGAGACAUUUAAUUUUCCCCAUAGGACAUCUUCCUUUGGAAAGACCCAAAUGGAGAAUGUCUGAGUGUUGGCCCAUUGGUCUUUGGGGACAAUCCUGGUAAUAAAGUGCGAAAGAGCCCUGGAUUAGGAGGCAGAUCUGAAGCCUUGAUCCUCCUACUAAUUUGCUGUGUUAUCUCAGUCAAGAGAUGCCUAAUCUGUCAAAUGGAGGUAAUAAUACAUCUCAUAAAUGUUGGAAGGAGGAGAUAGCAUACCGUAGUAGAAAAAGCAUUAGACCAGGAGACAAGAAUAUUGAGUUUUAAUCUUAGCUUUAUGUAAUUUUCUUCUCUGGCCCUCAGUUUACCCAUCUGUAAAAAAGAUGACAUUGAGCCAGAUAAUUUCUAAGGUCCCUUAUAGCUCUGGCAUUCUGUCAUCUUGUGACCCAUUGUGAUGAUUUCUGUGUAAAUACUUUGGAGAACAUAAGUUCUAUAGAGACUUUUUUUAAGCCUGUGAUUUUCUCUAUGUGGGAAACUCUCACUGUGGGAUCUUCUUCCACCGAUGCAGGUCAGCAACACCUCAGUAACUUAAGGUCUUAGAUUUUUGCCUGGGCGCACCAACACGUUAGGUAGUCUGUCCAGGAUCAAACAGCCAAUAUGUCUUAGAGGAGGGUCUUGCUCUUCAGGCAUCACCUUACCCACCAUACCAUGCUUCCUCUCUAUUGGAUGUAAGAGGUGAUUAUUAACCAGAGGGAGGGAAGGCUCGAGUUUUACUUAAUGUCUCUCCCUUCCUCCCCUCCCCUGCCACCCCUACCCCAACAUGGGCAUUUUCCUGGUGUGUGAUGAAGCUUGUCCAGUCCUUUCCUUGCCCUAUGCCCCUUACUUCCAACCCAUAGGGCAAGACUUCCGCAUAGGAGCAUUGCUAUUUUUUGUUUCCCCAGCACUCAGCACAGUGCCUGGCACAUAGGAGGCACUUAACACAUGCUAGCUGAUUGACAGGCGGUCAGGAGGAGGGGCCAGUUUAAGGGGGAAAUGAUGCAUUCAUUUGGUUUGGGGUAUGUUGAACAUCAGGCAUCAGUGGGAAUUGGGGUUCUGAUAAACAGACUGUCUGAAAUGUGGGUCAGGACCUUGGGAGAACAGUCAGAGCUGGAAUUGUCCACUAGGGUGUCACUGCUGAUUGGUUGAGCUACAAAGCCUCUUUGGGGGUGGGUGGACCUCUGAGGGAGGGACCAUUUCCCCACUGACUUCUUGACAGGACCCAAGCCCUCGGGCUUCUGGGGUGAGAUAGAGGACAUAGCAAUGUCUGUAUAAUAUCUUGGGCAAAUCAUAUCACUUCUCCAAAUCUCAGCUUCCUCAAUUAAAAAAAGGAAAAUAUUAGUAACAUACCCACUUCAUGGGGCUGUUGUGGCAGGUGUUAAAUGGUUCUAUGAGAACAGAAGGAAGGCGAUCAUGUACGAUAAACACUUGUAGACAUUAAAGGGCCAGAAGGUUUACAAUCAUCAUUACCACUAUGAAAUACAGCCCCAUUUCCUGUGGUCGGAGUCUUGCGCUGGGUACUCGGAGCAGAAGACACAGGAGGCAAACCCAGCUCUCCAGUAGAUUACAGUAUAAUUGAGGGGAGAGACAACACACAGGAAACCUCAGAACACUCGCAAGGGCCACGAAGCUAGAAGCAUCUUUAGUACACGAUA
This is a messenger RNA of Trichosurus vulpecula (common brushtail), 3667 nucleotides long. It is a transcript of the gene ADGRG5, whose product is annotated as adhesion G protein-coupled receptor G5. The record is from RefSeq and is a predicted model, not a curated record. NCBI's taxonomy places the organism in Eukaryota, Metazoa, Chordata, Mammalia, Diprotodontia, Phalangeridae. Bases 110 to 1867 code for a protein of 585 amino acids. Gene Ontology annotation, cellular component: membrane. Gene Ontology annotation, molecular function: G protein-coupled receptor activity. Gene Ontology annotation, biological process: cell surface receptor signaling pathway; adenylate cyclase-activating G protein-coupled receptor signaling pathway. The transcript is spliced from 14 exons.